AUGGACAUCGUUGACAGAGACAUGGAGAGGGCGGAGGAGCAGGCCACGCGAACGUGGUCUCAGACCUCGAAGGAACGUCGAGAACGAGAACGUGCUGAGCUAGAACGGUCACGACGAAGCUCACGCGCCAGCUCGCUUUCAUCCUCAUCCUCAUCAUCAAUCGAGCAAGAUAUGGGCCGCAUAGCUACAGCGGGAGGCGGAAGCAUGAACGUGGGCGCAUACAGGACCCGGACACAUCCCAUCGAAGACCACAGAACAGAGACACAUCGGCUGCAGCAAGUUCAGACUGUUGGCGCUACAUCUGCGCGCUCAAGAAAGACUCAGCCGCUUCCAGAGUUCGGCGGUGGGAAGCCAUAUCCUCCGCCUUUGCCAGAGCGAGAAGAAUACGUUGUGGAAUUCGAUGGGAAGGAUGAUCCGCUUCAUCCCCAAAAUUGGCCCUUCAAGAGGAAGCUCUUAUUUGGAGCCAUCUUGGCCUACACCGCCCUCUGCAGUACCUUCACAAGCAGUCUGCUCAGCGCAUCCACCAUAGGAAUUGGCGAGUAUUUCCAUGUUAGCACCGAAGUCGCUACAUUAACGACGAGUCUCUUCGUUCUUGGAUACGCAUUUGGACCUCUAGUCUGGGGUCCAUUUUCCGAGCUGCAAGGACGCAAACCACCAAUAUUAGUCGGCAUGUUUGGUUUUUCCCUCUUCUGUUACGCCUGCGCCACCGGCAAAGAUCUCCAGACCGUCAUGAUAUGCCGAUUCUUUACUGGAUUCUUCGGCUCUUGUCCGUUGGCGGUUGUCGCAGCCAUCUUUGCGGACAUGUUUGACAACACUCAGCGUGGUAUUGCCAUUGUGGUGUUCUCGUCCAUGGUCUUCAUGGGACCCAUGCUUGGGCCUUUUAUCGGCGGCUUCAUCCAAGCGUCCUACCUUGGAUGGCGCUGGAAUCUUUACAUUCCGGGCAUCAUGGGCUCUGCCGCCUUUCUCUUAAAUUUGUUCUUCUUGAAGGAAUCUUACGCUCCCAUGGUACUUGUUGGCAAAGCAGCCGAGUUAAGACGCCGCACUAAGAACUGGGGCAUUCACGCCAAGCAGGAAGAAGUCGAAGUCGACUUCAGGGAGCUGAUCACCAAGAAUUUUUCGCGUCCGCUCAGACUCCUCGCAACCGAGCCGAUCAUUCUAGCAGUCACACUGUACAUGUCACUGAUUUACGCUCUACUCUACGCCUUCCUCACCGCCUAUCCUCUUGUCUUCCAGGGUGUCCACCACAUCAGGCCCGGCGUUGCUGGACUGCCGUUCUUCGGAAUGGUAGGCGGAAUCUUCUGUGUGGCCGGCUUCAUCAUCUGGGACAACAAGAACUACAUCAGGAAACUGCAGGCUAACGGAGGUAUCCCGGUGCCCGAAUGGCGUCUCCCACCUGUCAUUGUUGGAGGUGUGUUAUUUGCGGCCGGUCUCUUCUGGUUUGGCUGGACUGGAUAUACCGACAGCAUUCAUUGGAUUGUUCCCACACUCUCGGGUUUGUUCACUGGCGCCGGUCUUCUGGCUAUUUUCAUCUGCCUGUUCAACUACAUCAUUGACAGCUACCUCAUGUUCGCUGCGUCCGCCAUCGCUGCAAAUACCUUCCUUCGAAGCAUUCUAGCUGCAAGCUUCCCUCUAUUCACACGUCAAAUGUUCAACAACCUCGGCAUCCAGUGGGCGGGCACUCUACUCGGCUGCCUUUCUGCAGCGUGUGUUCCCAUCCCAAUCUGCUUCUAUCUCUUUGGUAAGAAGCUUCGUCAGAAGUCCAAGUUCGCGCCUACCAUGGCGCCCCCAAAGAAGCAGGACGAGGAGGAAAGCAUUGGCGACGGAGACGAGACAGAUGGGAGUGACGACAAUCAGCAUGGCUUUUCGGCGCUGCAUGCCACUCGAAGCGUUGCACACCACGAAUAUCCAAUGAGGACGAGGACGAGAAGUGGCACUAAUGCGACGGGUGCAUCAAGAGGUAGUGCAACUCUGAACGGAGGCAGUGCUGCAGCUGCAGCCGCGCCGAACACUUCAACAGAUCCGGAGAAGAGAGAUUAG
Molecule: messenger RNA, 2037 nt
Organism: Cyphellophora attinorum
Lineage: Eukaryota; Fungi; Ascomycota; Eurotiomycetes; Chaetothyriales; Cyphellophoraceae
Product: putative transporter
Exons: 2
Coding region: 1-2037 (678 amino acids)
Biological process (GO): transmembrane transport
Molecular function (GO): transmembrane transporter activity
Source: RefSeq, a predicted model, not a curated record